Balaenoptera musculus (blue whale) is the source of this 1374-nucleotide messenger RNA. Its product is annotated as KRAB domain-containing protein ZNF747-like. Gene Ontology annotation, biological process: regulation of DNA-templated transcription. The coding region runs from base 594 to 875 and encodes 93 amino acids. NCBI's taxonomy places the organism in Eukaryota, Metazoa, Chordata, Mammalia, Artiodactyla, Balaenopteridae. The record is from RefSeq and is a predicted model, not a curated record. The transcript has 6 exons.
UGCCGAGUCCACGCGACUGCGGGAGGGGGGGGGCGUGAGUUUUGUAUCCAGACGGAGCCAGGUGUAAAUUAAUUACUGCUGGCAAGAUGAUUGAUCUACCUGAGACGAGGUUUUCUCAUCUGUAAAACGAGAAUAUUGAUAUGUACCACACGGGGUUGUUCUGAGGAUUACGUUUUUACAUACGUUUUGAAAAUAUGGACGUAAAGUUUUUACAUAUAGCACAGAACUUAUAGUUGAUACUAGCUGAUAAGGUGUUUGCAAGAUACUUUGUUGUUUUCAUUAGCUGUUUUGUUUAAUCUUCACAACAGCCUUUAUGUAACUGUUUUCUAUUCUGACAAAAAAAGAAAACUGAGGCUCAGAGGGUUCAAGUGAAAUGCACCAGGUCACACAGCCACGGUAGAUAUCCAGCCUAAAACCAGCAUUGUAUUCCUCACAGCACCUCCCGCGGGGCACAGGGAAAUAAUCCCAAAGUGUGUGGACUGAAUCUCACCUUGUGGUCAGCCUAGGUUCCUGUUCCUUUGCAAGUAGCAAUCUUUAUCCUGCUCAGAGUGAGCAGUCCUUCGCUAAUAUCACCACAUCCAGAAGACCUCACCAUGAUGGUGAAAGGUCUGGACCAAGUUUCAGGAAAGAUAGCUGUACAUACAGCCUUCUCUGUACUUUCCCAAAAGGAACAGAAAAAGAACAAGCCCCCGGGAUCAAUUUCAUUUGAGGAUGUGACUGUGAGCUUCACUCAGGAGGAGUGGGGUCAGCUGGACCCUGAUCAGAGGACCUUGUGCAGGGCAUUGCAUUACCAAACCAGAGGAGAUCUUCAAGUUAGAGCAAGAAGCACCAUGGAUAUUAGAGGAAGAAUUUGCAAGCCAUUAUUACCCAGAUGAAUUGAAAGUUGAUGGCAUGAUAAAGAGCAAAGAAAACCAAGACAGACAUUUAUGGCAGGCUGCAUUUAUGAAUAACAAAAAAGUCGUUACUGUGAAAGAGAAUGUAUUAAGAAAACCAUUUAAUUUUUGCAUGGACUCUCUUCCUUCCAGAAGAAUGCCCAGUAAAUAUAACCUAGGUGGAAUCAGUUUAGAAAAUAUAUCAGAGUUAACCAAUAAUAAUAGAAACUAUUCAGGAAAGAAAUCUGAUGAUACCAAUGGGUGUGAGAAAUUGAUUCCUGAAAUUAAUCAUGAGAAAACUCAUACUGGAGAGAAACUUAAUGAAUUUAAUAAAAAUGAGAGCACUUGCUAUCAUAAUGAGGAUUUUAUUCAGCAACAGGAGAGUCACAGUGUGGAGUAACUAUUUGAAUAUAAUGAACACAUUAAAGCCUUCCACGGUAAUGCCCUCUUCAUUACUCAAGAGGGAACUCACACAAGUGAGAAACUCUGUGAUUAUGGUGAA